This is a messenger RNA of Hemibagrus wyckioides, 1230 nucleotides long. RefSeq names its product dynein axonemal assembly factor 10 (gene dnaaf10). The coding region runs from base 154 to 1230 and encodes 358 amino acids. The record is from RefSeq and is a predicted model, not a curated record. Gene Ontology annotation, molecular function: ubiquitin binding. NCBI's taxonomy places the organism in Eukaryota, Metazoa, Chordata, Actinopteri, Siluriformes, Bagridae. The transcript is spliced from 8 exons.
CAUGUUCGUUAUACAGGUGGGAAACAGGUCCAUACGCCUGCCUCACUCCGGUUAUAACUGAAUAAGCUUUGGAAGUUGUCUAAAACCUCAAGCUGGUUCAGUGCUCUCUGGGUAUUUUGUCUGUUUGAAUUGGUGUUAGUUAUACUGGGCGAAAUGUCAACGCCUCUGGAAAAGCCGCAGAUCAUCGCGCACAUUCAAAAGAGCUUGAACUACACGGUGUUCGACAGCAAGUGGAUUCCCUGCAGCGCGAAGUUUGUGUGUAUGGGAACUCUCCCCAGAGGAACUGGAGUCCUGCAGAUUUACGAGGUUCAGCACGGAGAACUGCAACUGGUCAAAGAGAUUGAAAAACCCAAGCCAAUCAAAUGUGGAACAUUUGGUGCAACAUCGCUCCAGCAGAGGCAUUUAGCCACAGGCGAUUUUGACGGCAACCUUCAUGUGUGGAAUCUUGAGGCGGCAGAGGUUCCAGUGUACUCUGUGAAAGGCCACAAGGAAAUAAUAAACAGCAUAGACGGAGUGGGAGGUUUAGGCAUCGGAGACGGCGCACCAGAAAUCGUUACAGGGAGCAGAGAUGGUACAGUUAAAGUGUGGGAUCCGAGGCAAAAAGACACACCUGUGGCAAACAUGGAGCCGACAGAAGGAGAGACCAAGAGAGAUUGCUGGACUGUUGCAUUUGGUCACGCCUUUAACGAUCAGGACCGCUGUGUGUGUGCUGGAUAUGACAACGGUGAUAUUAAGCUGUUUGAUCUCCGAAAUAUGUCUCUGAGAUGGGAGAAAAAUAUUAAAAAUGGCGUGUGCAGCGUUGAAUUUGACCGAAAAGAUAUCAGUAUGAACAAACUAGUGGCAACGUCUUUAGAGGGCAAAUUUCAUGUCUUUGACAUGAGGACUCAACAUCCGACCAAAGGCUUUGCAUCUGUUUCUGAAAAGGCCCACAAAUCUACAAUAUGGCAAGUGAGGCAUUUGCCCCAAAACAGGGACAUCUUCAUGACAACAGGUGGAGCUGGGAACCUGCACUUGUGGAAAUAUGAAUAUCCAGAGAAGAGGAGUGAGAAAGAUGGAGACGGAGUAGAGCGAGGAGUGGCUGGGACACUCAAUCUACUACAGAACGUCACUCUGUCCACACAACCCAUCGCCAGCCUGGACUGGAGUCCCGACAAGCAGGGCCUGUGUGUGUGUGCUUCCUUUGACCAGAGUGUACGGGUCCUCAUCGUCACUAAGCUGAACAGAGUAUGA